Messenger RNA from Neocloeon triangulifer, 3661 nucleotides. RefSeq names its product kelch-like protein 17. The record is from RefSeq and is a predicted model, not a curated record. Bases 258 to 2306 code for a protein of 682 amino acids. Lineage: Eukaryota; Metazoa; Arthropoda; Insecta; Ephemeroptera; Baetidae. Gene Ontology annotation, molecular function: protein binding. The transcript is spliced from 13 exons.
CCCCCAAACAAAUACACAGAUUCGCCAAAAAAUAAUCUUCCUUGGUGAGUGAAAGUCGGUGCAUGUGCGCGGAGCCCGUCGAAGCAAAGCUGCCUCUCUGCUCGCUCACCACUUUUUUGGGACCAACCGCCGCGAUUUGCAUGUCUGGCUGGGGUGCAUGUAGGGGUCAUUGAUGGUUGAGGGCGGGCACCCCAGUGACCUGCUCACUCGCGGCCGGGCGGGCGGGCCAACCGGCUGCACACCUAGAUCGGUCCAAGAUGAGACGAGACUUGUGGUCGGCUGAUGUGCUAGAUCAUAUCAAGUGCGCAACUAGUUGUCUCACCGUUUACUUUAUGGUGCGUGACAUGUCAAGUUCCGGGAGCAGCAGCGGUUCCCGAUCGUUGGACCGCGCCCUGCACGGCGGCUCUCCAGGGGGCAGCAGCACCUCGUCGUCGGCCUCUUCCAGUUCGCUGAGCCUGCAGGGCCGUUACAUGAGCACCAGCCAGCACAGCCAGCAGGGCGACCCGCCUCCGCCCUCCGUGGAGGCGGCGGCGCUGCCGCCCCCGAUCUCGCCGGCGCCCUCGGCCGAGCACUUGCCCGACUUCUUCCACCACAACCCUGAGCACUGCGCGGCCUCCUUCGCCGCCAUCAGCAAAAUGAGACAGAACGCCCAAUUGUGCGACGUCGCUCUGAUUAUUGGAGACGAGGUUGUUCACGCCCACAAGGUGAUUCUGGCGUCCAUCAGCCCUUACUUUCAUGCAAUGUUCAAUGAUGAUCUGGCUGAAAAAUCGCAGAGCGAAGUAACUCUGCACGACGUCGACUUGGCAGCGCUUCAGCUCCUCGUCGACUUUGCUUACUCCGGACAUAUCCUGAUUACGGAAGACAACGUUCAGAUUCUGCUGCCAGCUUCAAGUCUGCUCCAAAUGGCUUCGGUGCGCGAGGCGUGUUGCAAAUUCCUAAUGCGCCAACUCCACCCUUCCAACUGCCUCGGGAUCCGCAGCUUUGCCGACGCCCACUCGUGCAAAGAGUUGCACAGAAGGUCGCACCGAUUCGCCCUGCAGAACUUCCAGGAGGUCAUUACCACCGAGGAAUUCCUGCUGCUGCCCUUCCAAGAGGUGGAGCAACUCAUUUCGAGCAAUCAACUCAACAUUUCCACCGAAGAGAAAGUUUUCCACGCCGUGCUGACGUGGGUCAAGCAUGAUUUGGCAGAAAGGGAGCAGCACAUUUCCAAGCUUAUGAAGCACGUGCGUCUUCCGCUGGUUGCGCGUGAAUUUUUGACGACGGCCGUCGACUCGGAGCCGCUGGUGCGAAGGGACACCGAGUGCCGCGAGCUGCUGUUGGAGGCGAUGAAGUACCACCUCUUGCCGGAGCAACGAGCCUCCUUGUCGUCGAGUCGCACGCAGCACCGAAAGCCGGACGGGGCCAGGCCGUAUCUGUUCGCGGUCGGCGGCGGCAGCCUCUUCGCCAUUCACAGCGAGUGCGAGUGUUACAAUCCGCGGACUGAUCGAUGGAUGCCCAUCGCGCCCAUGCUCUACCGACGCAGCAGAAGUGGAGUGACGGCCCUCGGCAGGCUCCUCUACGUCGUUGGAGGGUACGAUGGGGCAACAGACUUGGCCACCGUCGAGAGCUACAACCCCAGUCUCAACAAGUGGACUUCGGUCACUCCGAUGGGAACAAAAAGAAGCUGCUUGGGGAUUUGCAGCUUGGACGGAUUGCUGUACGUGUGCGGGGGCUACGACGGCGCCUCCUGCCUCAGCAGCAUGGAGAGGUACGACCCCCUGACCGGGGUGUGGAGUUCGUGUCCGGCCAUGGCGACGAGGCGGCGCUACUGCAGGGUGUCCGCGCUUGACAAGUGCAUCUACUCGCUGGGCGGCUUCGACUCGAGCAACUACCAGUCCAGCGUGGAGAGGUUUGACCCGAGAGUGGGUCGUUGGGCCCCGUUGCCCUCGAUGAGCAGUCGCCGGAGCAGCUGCGGGGUGGCCGCGCUCGAGGGCAACUUGUACUGCGUGGGCGGCAACGACGGGACAAUGUGCAUGGCCAGCGCCGAGAGAUACAAUCCGAGGAGAAACGCUUGGGAGCCUGUUGCCGGAAUGCACUCGAGAAGAUCAACUCAUGAAGUGGUGGAAAUCGACGGGUACCUGUACGCUCUCGGGGGCAACGACGGAAGCUCGAGUCUCAACUCGGUGGAGAGAUACGAGCCGCGGCUCAACAAGUGGACCAUUGUUACUUCCAUGCUGACCAGACGGUCGAGUGUCGGGGCCGGAGUGCUCGACUGCAGCAACCUCGAAAAAAUCCUCACAGGGUCUUCAACGAAAAGCGCUGUUUAACUAACACUUUACCUCACAAAUCGUGGGCCCAGUUUAAACAAGUGAAUAUAUUGUACUAAAAUCAGUCUAGCACUGCCAAUUUAACACGCAAUGAGAUCUCACACGUGCCACGAUUGUGUGACAUAUUUUGGCAUUAAAGCCGCCAAUUCUCAUUCGAUAUAUCAAACGAAAUUUCAACGUUUCAGUUGUUAAUUUAGAAAAUUUAUUGCCGAGUGUUAGCGUAAUAAGUUUUAAUAUCGGGAGGAGAAUGCUUUGUGAUGAAGUGGAAAAAUGGUAUUGGCUGUGACACCGGGACAUGAGAUUGGGAAGUUAUUAACAAAAGCAUGUAGUUGAUUCUGUUCAAUAUUAAAAUGGUAAUAAAUUCUAUGAAAUUUCUGUCACCAAUAGGGGAAGGAAUUCUCUUAAAGUAAGACUCUCGAUGCCAGAAUUACAAUAAUUUAAAGUAAUGCGUGACGUCAAACUAGAAGAAUGUGUUUCUGUCUAUUAGUGAUUGUGAUCAAUGUGUUAUUAGCUGUAAGUUUUUUUUUUUAAAUUAUUUGAUCUUUAAAUUAAUUUUCCUGCUAAUAAGAUAAACAGCAUCUCAUAAAUUACAUAAAUAUUUAUUAUGAUUCUUGUAUUAAGAAGUAAUUAAGCCUAUGCAAUAGUCAUGAAAUAUUAUUAAUCUCAUUUAAUGCAAUUAUAAGUUGUAAAUCAUGUUCCGACAAAUCUCAAGGAACAGCCGAACUGAGAUUGGAAUUUUUGAAAGGCUUGUAAGACCGCCAGGCUUUUGCCAACACUACUUAUAGGCCUGCGUGGGCUGCGUGCAGCCACAGCUAUAAAUUUGUCAAAGAAUCUAAUUCCGCUUUUGAACUUAUUCAUUUGGGACCAUAAUUUGCACACACACUACUUAAGCGCCUUCUAAUGUUCUCUACUCAUCGUAAUACUCAAGAACUUUUGCCGUUUACCAGAUUUUAUUCAAAAUUUGGGAAAUGGAGUUUCGCACAAAAUUCAUAAAAGCUGCUGAUUAUAUUGUCAAACAAGAAUAAUUGCAGAAUGUUUCGAUCCAGCUUCAAUUUCCACUUUCGAGAUAAGGUAACUUUUGUGGCCAUUUAGCAGACUUUUAACUUAUUUAUAUCUUCAGUUCACCUACUGGCAUUUUCGAAGUAAUACAAUAAAGCUAAUUAUCUUUAGACUCCUGUUGGAUCUUCAACGGAUGACUUCCUGUAAAAACAGAGACUUUAGGCAAAUGCAUUGUGUCCCUUUAGCUGAGAGAAGUAGCAAAAAUGUAGCCCCCAAAACAAAUUCAUGUUUACUUUUAAGCGAGAACAGAUGUGAAUAUCAAAGGAAAAUCAAUAAAAAUGAAAGAACGAAUCCCC